Molecule: messenger RNA, 912 nt
Organism: Colletotrichum spaethianum
Lineage: Eukaryota; Fungi; Ascomycota; Sordariomycetes; Glomerellales; Glomerellaceae
Exons: 1
Coding region: 1-912 (303 amino acids)
Molecular function (GO): acyltransferase activity, transferring groups other than amino-acyl groups
Source: RefSeq, a predicted model, not a curated record
AUGGGAACACCGUUUGUCUCACUUCUCGAGCCGACCCGGCUAGACGCCUUCAUCCGCGGCGUGCCGCAUGAUGAGCAGUCGGCGGCGAUCCCCAAGGAGUUUUGCGACGCCAUGGAAGUGCGCGAGGCCGUCUUCGUCGAGGAGCAGAAGGUGCCCGCCGAGAACGAGUUCGACGCCGACGAUAGCCGCGCGUGCCACUGGGUCUCGUACGCCUCCGUCAACAAGGUCGUCGAGAAGGAGGUCCUCGACGCCGCCGGCAACAUCGUCAAGCCCCGCCGAAGCAGCACGCGCAGCACCCCCAUCGGCACCAUCCGCCUCGUGCCCUUCCCCCACGCCCCGCACCCCAAGAAUGGGGGCGUCUACUGGGACGGCAUGCUCAAGGAGGAUCCGGGCGCGGAGGUUGCGCCGGACACCAAGACCGCACCGGCGGCGGAGAAGAACACGACGAGCCUGAUUGAUGAGAUGCCGGCGGAGACUGCGGCGGAGCACGUUGGCGAGGAGAGGCGACUUUCGGCGACCAGGGUCUUUGUGCCGGACCACGCGACGACGCUGCACGACGGGAAGGAGCCCUACGUCAAGCUGGGCCGGCUGGCCGUGGUCCGGGAGUUUAGGGGCCACCGGAUUGCGAGGCUGUUGGUGACGACGGCCUUGGCGUGGUUGCGGGCGCACCCGGGCUACUUCAAUCCCAGCAUCAAGGAGAUGGGGCUAGAGCAGAUCGGGGCCGCGAGCGCCGAGGAGGUGCCCAAGUGGAAGGGUCUCGUGUGCGUGCACGCACAGACGGGCGUCGUGGGUGUGUGGGAGAAGUUGGGGUUCCAGGUGGACGAGGGCAUGGGGACCUGGUGGGAAGAGGGCAUUGAGCACAAGGGCAUGUUUUUGCGGCUGGAUGUCAAGGAAGAAACGCCUGUUUUCUGA